Molecule: messenger RNA, 481 nt
Organism: Ilex paraguariensis (yerba mate)
Lineage: Eukaryota; Viridiplantae; Streptophyta; Magnoliopsida; Aquifoliales; Aquifoliaceae
Source: the annotation of a GenBank genome assembly
AUGAUCUAUGCAAAGUUACAUAUUGAGAGUGGGGACAUUCAAGGAAUCAUCGACCCCUCACUACGCAACAAAUAUGACAUGCAAUCAAUGUGGAAGAUAGCCGAAAAAGCUUUGAUGUGUGUUCAACCUCAUGGGAGUAUGAGGCCAUCAAUCUCAGAGAUCAUUAAGGAAAUCCAAGAUGCAAUCUCAAUUGAAAGGGAAGCAGAAGCAGUAAGAGAAGGCAACUCUGAUGAUAUAUCAAGGCAAUCUGUUCAUUCUUGCCUGAACAUAGGUUCACUGGACCUGGCUGCAAGUGAGCAUUAUUUGUCUGUCGAUGACUCCCUCACAAAGCCAACUGCUCGAUAGUUGUCUACAUUGUGAACUAGCAAAUCCUUAAUGUUCAUAUUUUUUCAAACAAGUUAAGAUAACACGUCUGGGACUCCUAAUUGUGAUGUUGAAAGGCAAAAUCUUUGAUGCUAUGAAGCUGCAAAUUUUAUGCUCU